CGAACGGUCGGCCAGUUUCCAUCGAGCGACUCCACCGUGCGGUCUAUCUCUCGUGGUGUUCUGUGUGUUUUUGUUAAGAUUUUUCCAGCAACUGGUUCCGUACACUGUUUUGAUUAGUGUAUCAGUUUCUGUCUGUGUGUGUGCGUGUUUUUCUAAGCCGGAAAGUGAUCUAGAUAUUGAUCUCGAUUCGCGAUCGCGCACCGUCCGUCCUAGGUGAUCGCCCAGUGUCACCCGCUGGCGACUUGCUACCCUUGGGCUGCCAUUGCACGCUGCCUUCUAGAGGGAGUGGAAGAGUUUUCCUCGUAUAACCCCUUCAUACUAUACGUGUGCGAGAGAGAGAGAGCGAGGCUAGUGUAAAACAAUGUCAUAAAAGUUCUUGAACGGUUGUACGCCAUCAUCAAGUGUUCAAGAGAGAUUGGAACAGUGAGGCACACGCGUUGUUACACCUGCAGUGCCCAGUGCAACAGACACAACAGCUCCCCAACUCCAAACCUGCCAGUUAGAUGGUCUCUGUGAACGUCUCAAAAAGUGAAGGGGAUCACCGUUUAGUGUGCAGUCUAUGUGUGGAUGAUGUUCUAAUGAAGGCUCCCUACUCUCGGUCUGGAACACGGUGUGUGGAGUUCAACAGCGUGUGUUCGGAGGGAUCGGAAAUUAGUCGUCUGGUGUACUACUAGGUUUACACAUCGCGUGUGCGAGUUCCGGCAGUAGUGCUGCAUCGUGCGAUUCUUUAGUGGGAAAGUUUUGUCCCAGGGUUUUGUGAACUCCUCAGCACCUCAAUAGCUGUUGUUGUCACCUGUCGUGUGAUAGAUACAUAGUGCUGUCUCUCUCUGCUAGACAUCGUCCGUAGGAAUUGGUGCAAACUGAUAAGACAGCACCCGCAGCACCAACAACCUCGGGGCAAUCAUUACCGUGACCAUAACGGCUAGACGGAGGUCUCUAUUACCGACACCUAGGUCUCCUGUAGUGAAGUGGGCCUAACAGUGUUUGUGUUUGUGGUGCUAUUGCUGCUAUUGGUGUCAUUAUUCUUGGGCAGCUGGGCCCAAUCGUCCGUGGGUGCUGACUGUGUGUUGCUAUUUUUAUCUCUUCGAAUACAACAGCCAGCCCUCACCCAUAGAUACAUACGUUGUGAAAGUGGGUGGUCGUCGACUUGUUUUUGGGUGAAGGGUGGAACGGUGUACUGUAGUGUGCUGUUGCAAUAUCAACAUCCAAGCGAUUCUGCACUGUGUCUCGAGGGUGUUGUGCCCAACCAAACCGGAGAAGAAGAAGUUCCGCGACUCGUAGGCACUAGGACACCGGCUGGUGGAUUCCGCGGCGUUGGCGAACAAGAAGGCGCCCUCUAGUGCUCAAGCGUAACCACCGUGAACGCGCACGGAGCGUUCGACGAAGCAAUGACGCUACUGUCGGUCUGGAGACUAGGUACCGGAAGCUCUCCUGCCCAAAAUUCUACCCGAAGUACCAGCCCCAACGUACCGAACGGUCACCUGCCGUUGCCCCAGCAGCAAUCGCAGGUCCAUCCCCAGCAGCAGCCACAGCAGCAGCAACUGCAGCACCACUCCGGUACGGUGCCGGUGCUACAGGCGCACCAGCAGCAGCAGCAGCAACCCCAGCCCACGCAGCACCCACCGCAGCAGCAUUCCCAGUCCCAUUCGCCCUCGCUGCAGCAUCCGGCGGCAUCCCAGCAGCAAGUGCACCUUCAGCAGCAACAGGCCGCCCUCCAGGCGGCCCUCCAGCAGCAGCAGCAACCGCCCCUACUGCAGCAGCAAACAUCGCAACAGUCAUCCCAUCAUCUUAAUAGCAGCUCGAGCAGCUUAGGCAACAUUACGCCCACCUUCGUUGCACAACCACAGUCUCCGACUGUGAAUUCCUUUAAAACGGCGUCCCUCAACGGUGUUGGUUUGCACGUGAACGGAGGAGGGGAUUUAAAUAUGCCCGGUGGUCCAACGGUAACGCCCGGGACACCGAACACAAAGGCAAAGGAUGUAUCACCACGGGUGAAGAUCGUCGUCGCGCUCUACCCCUUCAAGGCAAUCGAAAGUGGUGACCUUUCGCUGGAAAAGAAUGCCGAAUAUGAGGUGAUCGACGAUUCACAGGAGCACUGGUGGAAGGUAAAGGACCAGCAUGGUACGAUCGGUUACAUUCCGAGCAACUACGUCAAGGAGAAGGAGCUGCUGGGACUGCAGAAGUACGACUGGUACGUGGGCGACAUGUCCCGGCAGCGUGCCGAGUCACUCCUCAAGCAAAACGACAAGGAAGGCUGCUUUGUGGUGCGCAAAUCGUCCACCAAGGGUCUCUACACACUAUCGCUACAUACCAAAGUACCACAGUCGCACGUGAAGCACUACCAUAUCAAACAGAAUGCUCGCAGUGAGUUUUACCUGUCCGAGAAGCACUGCUGUGAAACGAUUCCGGAUUUGAUAAACUACCAUCGCCAUAACUCCGGUGGGCUUGCCUGUCGCCUUAAGACGUCGCCGUGCGACCGUCCAGUGCCACCGACGGCCGGUUUAUCUCAUGACAAAUGGGAAAUUCAUCCCUCGGAGCUGAUGAUCCUGGAGGAGCUCGGCUCGGGCCAGUUCGGUGUGGUACGGCGUGCCAAAUGGCGUGGAUCGAUCGAUACCGCGGUCAAGAUGAUGAAGGUUGGCACCAUGUCCGAGGAUGAUUUCAUCGAGGAAGCGAAAGUGAUGACUAAACUUCAACAUCCCAAUCUGGUGCAGCUGUACGGUGUCUGCUCGAAGCAUCGCCCCAUCUACAUCAUCACCGAGUACAUGAAGCACGGAUCGCUGUUGAACUACCUGCGAAGGCACGAGCAGUCGCUGAUUGGCAACAUGGGACUCCUCCUGGAUAUGUGCAUACAGGUCUGCAAGGGUAUGUCUUACCUGGAGCGUCACAACUACAUUCAUCGCGAUUUGGCCGCCCGCAACUGUCUGGUCGGUUCGGAAAACACAGUCAAGGUGGCGGACUUUGGUUUGGCACGGUACGUGCUGGACGAUCAGUACACCAGCUCCGGCGGUACCAAGUUCCCCAUCAAAUGGGCCCCACCGGAGGUGCUGAACUACACGAGAUUCUCCUCCAAGAGCGAUGUUUGGGCAUACGGUGUAUUGAUGUGGGAAGUGUUCACGUGUGGCAAGAUGCCGUACGGUCGUCUAAAAAAUACCGAAGUCGUUGAGCGCGUCCAGCGGGGAAUCAUUCUGGAGAAGCCCAAAGCGUGCGCAAAGGAAAUUUAUGAUGUCAUGAAGAAGUGCUGGUCCCACAGUCCCGAGGACCGUCCCGGAUUCCGAAUACUGAAAGAUCAACUGGCUGCCGUCGCCCAAGGACUCACCGAUUAGACGAACUCGGUCGUUCUUGCUUUGAUUGAGUGGCAUUUUACAUUUCUCUCGAUGAUGACGAUGAUGAUGCAUAUUAGUAUAAGGCUAAGUUGAUAAACUCUCGUACACUCGAAACGGUCUGAAUCGAUAGGGUUAGCGAAUGGCAAGUGUAAAUCUCCUCUCAAAAAUCUUCCGACUUUUAUUAUGAAAUAUUUUAUUGUCUUUUCCUUUCCGGUAAGGUAACUUUUGCGGUAGGUUUUGUUUUGUAUCAAUCUUCAUGUAACAAGUUCACAGUUGCCACAUUGAAGCGAACCAUUCUGCAGAGGAAUGUGGAGGAAUUGAAACACACGAUCAGAGAUAGAAAAAAAACACACACACAGAAGACAGAGUGCCAGAUUUAUAUGUUCUAGUAUACGUUUGGGUUCCGUUUUGUACGGGUGACGACGGUAUCGGGUGUGACGGCAAGCGAAACGUUGAUUCGGGAAGCUUGCAACCAGUAAACGGACUGAGUGAAGCAAAGAGCUUGCCGCUUGAUUAAUGGGAGGAUGCGAUCGAAGGCGAUAGCAAAAAAACAAUAAACCGCGUGUGCGAAUAUUUGCUUCUUGUGCAGCAGUAGCAGCGCCGUCAUACAUUACUAUCACUGUAUCGUAAAGUCUAUGGUAAAUACUACUAUCGAUAACACAAUUUAACAACAGCAAACUGCAGAAAAGCCCAUGGUACGACGGAACAGAGUGCAUUUUCGGAAUAUCGCUAGUGAUAAAAGGUGAUGCGAAUUGUGCACGGUUUAAAUCACGUGUUGCGAUCAUUCCCCAUACCCCCUCUCCUCAAAACCGUUGUGGUAUUAGAUUAUGCAGGCAUACUAAUAAACAUACACACAGAUGAUGUACCCACAUCUAUCGUAACAUACCAGUUCUCUUAUAGCUAAACAAAAGCAUGGAAAUCUUACGAACGAAUAACUUCAAAACGUACGGCACUCUCUAUUCCAUCUGCCCAUGGAUGUGGGCGGCCGUACAAUCUAAGUUAGAUUAUUGUACUAACGAACAAGGCAGCGUCGUCACGAAUGCUGCUACAAUGGGAACAUCUAGUAGAGAAAGUAUUUAAGUGAUAUUUAAGAUUAUAUUGACACGUACGUUCCCUGUUAAAGACCGGUUGCGCGUUUUGCUUUUCUCGUUCUUAAUACCAUCUCAACCCUUGCGUGAGCGCGCUUUACGUUGGGAAGGAUUGGACGGGGUCGGUGGUCCCGUCCUUCCCUUGCUUUAUUGUACAUAGUUUCUUAUUUUUCGAAUAAUGCAACUCCAAUCGAGUGGGAUCCGUUUCUCGUCCUCAGACUUAGUUAAUGCAGAAGGUUUUUUUGUUUGUUCGGCACGCAGUGACCGCACUCUGUGCGAGUCUCAUCCGAACCGUUGUAGUGAAUUGUACUCUUCCUGUGUCGGAUCAGUCGAGAUGAUAGGGAAAAAAACGGUGUGGAUGGUUUGCAAACAUUUGGCGCCACGAAACAGAAUGGCACAUAGUACUACCAUAGAUAGCAUUAUGUUUUAUUAUUUAACCGUAACCGAUCGUAUUAGAGGCGAACGCUGUGCUUCACAACAGUUUGCCUGAAUAACGAAUGAUACGAAUUACCGAUGAAACUCAACUAGUAGCAAUGGGUGGGUGGAUGGACGAUCUUACUGUGUAGCUGGCAGAUAUAUCUUGGCAAGCUCAGCUUCUACUGAUACUAUUACUAUGAACUACUACAACUACUAUUACCUUUACUACCUAAGCAAAGGCGUUAAUAUCUCAAAUCAAACGAACGUGCGCGAGGAACGACAGCAAAUGCCAUUGGUUUUGUGUUUUUUUGUUUGAUUUUGCAACAAAUUAAGAAUGCAACUCAAGUCAAAUGUCCCCGAUGUCUACCACGGCCGCGCGCAGCAGUGUGGGGAAAGGAUACAUCGGCAGCGGCCAAACAUGGAAUCUGCUACGGAAUCGUAUGCUGCAAACGAUCCAUCUAAUGGUAUAUACACACACACAAAUACACACAAAUAUAUAACUUACGUCCGCUGAUGUGGUUGUUUAAUGGAUUUGAAAUCAAAAUGCAAAUCGUACAAGAUUUAACCAGCUUCAUCCGGUUGGAAUAGUGAGACCGAGUGAGCAUUAUCGAUGCGCAAUGAAAAUGCAAAACAAACCCAAUAAUGGAGCGUGCAAGCACGGUUCGGUGAAUAAAGUAGUAGUAACUACAGUUAGCAUAGAUAUCAAAAUAUGUCCGAGCAUACGAGUCGAAAAAAACACACAAGAAUACAAUAACAGCAAGAAAAACACAUUUCCGUGAAAUCAGCUAAUCAGCUAAUUAGUCGUUAAAUCGUUUUCUUUUGAGGUUAGUGUACCGGAACAAAGCUCGUGCAGGCAGGAAGAAACGGUCAAACAUAACAUAUGCAGUGGAUUAAGUAUAUCAACAAAACAAGCAAACAAACAAAACGCUAAUCUAAUUAUUCGAGUGAUUAAAAAUGAACCCAAGAUAUGGGAGGCGCGCGCAUAAGAACGUUCACAACAAUAACAUGACUGAUCGCCUGUUUGUCGUUCGGUGUAUUGUGACGGUUAAUUUCUGGCACAAAACAGUGCAACGCAGUGCCAGACACAUUUGGCGCCAUUUCCAUUUGCUAAAAAAACAAUGCGAAAGCAUUAAAACGGAAGUAAGCGAACGAUACAGGCAAUAUGGCCGAAUACCGAUGGAAAUCUUAUUGGAUAGAUGUCGAUCCAUUUUUUUUACACUAUAAAUAAACAAAACAGCAAAAUGUCUUGUAUGAAAUGAA
Molecule: messenger RNA, 6088 nt
Organism: Anopheles coluzzii
Lineage: Eukaryota; Metazoa; Arthropoda; Insecta; Diptera; Culicidae
Gene: Btk29A
Product: tyrosine-protein kinase Btk29A
Exons: 11
Coding region: 1389-3323 (644 amino acids)
Biological process (GO): peptidyl-tyrosine autophosphorylation; intracellular signal transduction
Molecular function (GO): protein binding; non-membrane spanning protein tyrosine kinase activity; ATP binding
Source: RefSeq, a predicted model, not a curated record